Molecule: messenger RNA, 2705 nt
Organism: Erythranthe guttata (spotted monkey flower)
Lineage: Eukaryota; Viridiplantae; Streptophyta; Magnoliopsida; Lamiales; Phrymaceae
Gene: NCRK
Product: Protein kinase superfamily protein
Biological process (GO): protein phosphorylation
Molecular function (GO): ATP binding; protein kinase activity
Source: RefSeq, a predicted model, not a curated record
CAAGUACUCAUCGGACGGUUGCGGUGCACCCAUCUGAAGAUGCAAAAGCUGAGGAUCGAGAAAGCAGACAGUCCACGUGGCGGGAGCCCUCUUCAUCAUUCUGGUCUGUGCUUCUCCAUAGACAUCUGUGCUCCCUAAAAAAGCGUUACACUCUCUCUCUCUCUCUCUACAUAGCAGUAGAUAUAGGCACAUGCACACACUAAUACACACUGAUACACACACAUUUAUAUAUAGCGUUGCUACUGAUUCUUGGACCUCGAGCAUUGUGAAAGCGGAACAGAUGAUAUAUAUAUAAUAUAUCUAUAGCUGAUAAACACACUCACACACACACAUAUUCACACACUGAUACACACAAUGUGUGUGUUGUAUCUAUAGCUGAUGCUGUUUGUUCUUGCGGAGUGCACCUCUAAAUUUAUUUCUCGAUGUCUAUUUGUGCCUUCCAUUCAAUCGUUCGUUGAGCUGUCUUUCCAUCUCUGGAUAAAAUCUUGCUACUGCUUUUCGGGUUCGCCUUUGCUUUCGGCCCCGAUUUUUUCGCGCUUGAAAAUCUGAAGUGCCGAAUGACAUUAUUCAGCACAAAUCAGUUCAAUUUUGAGGCUUAGAAAGAUCAGCCGAUGGAUAUUUAUCGAGUACGAUUCCGAAGUUGUCGUUGAAAGUGUACCAAAUGCAAUUAUUUAUUUUUCAGUUCUGUCGUUGGUUCUCGAGUAAUGGGGCUUCGUCUGGAAAUUACACUUGUUUGCAUUAUUAACUUGGUCUGGAUUCAGCUCACUCUUUCUGAUGAACUUUCGGCAAAGCCUCAAGAAAAUAACUGGACAUGCACUUGCUCUAUCGCACGACACAGUAACUCGAAUUUUCUCCCAGCAAAUUGCUCGUCGUCUUGUGUUUGCAGCCUUGGAGAAUCGAUUGAAAACAAAUGGACAUGCAUUUGCUCGGCCGGCGGAUUUCCUAAAUUGGUCGGCGAAUUAAACGGCGACAGCUGUUUUACAGCCUGCAAUUGCAAUGCCGGGACUUUAUCCGAUUUAGAGACUUCGAAGAAGCGGAUUUCGAGCAAAGCUGUCGUAAUAGCACUCUUAGUGUGUGUAGUCCUCACAGCUCUCGCAUUUAUUGCUUCGAUUCUGUGGUUUAUUUAUCGAAAGGAUAAAAGUCCCGUUAAAUGGAUUUCUCCAUCGUCCGAUCGGCUAACGAGUUGUGGUAGUGGUACGAAUUUGAUGAGCCAAAGUGGAGCUUCUUCAGUCACAGUAUAUAAAGGUUACUUAUACACCUCCGAAAAUAAACCUUUUAUAGGAUGCAUUCCGAAGGCGUCUUUCCUAUUUAAAAACAGAAGAGGAGGAACAAUAACCGGAACGAGUAUGAACUUUUCGUAUUCCGAAUUGGAAAUAGCGACGAACAAAUUUUCCGACGCUAAUUUGGUCGGAGUUGGAGGAAGCAGCCAUGUUUAUAGAGGUAGUCUUAAAGAUGGUCGAAUUGUCGCUGUUAAGAGAAUGAAAACUCAAGGUGGCCCCGACGAAGAACAUCUUUUUUUAACCGAGAUAGAAUUGAUAUCGAGGCUUCACCAUUGCCACGUGGUUCCUUUGAUUGGAUACUGUUUGGAGCACAAAGGAAAGCAUGCAGAGAGGCUAUUGGUUUUCGAGUAUAUUCCAAAUGGGAAUCUUAGGGAGUGUUUGGAUACAGAUUCUGCCGAAUGUUUGGAUUGGAGUACAAGAAUCGGAAUAGCGCUCGGAGCUGCACGAGGAUUGGAAUAUCUCCACGAGGCUGCCGCGCCUAGAAUAUUGCACCGUGAUGUCAAAUCCACUAAUAUUCUCUUAGACGACGACUUCAAAGCCAAGAUUACUGAUCUUGGAAUGGCUAAACACUUACGUAGUGACGGGAUUUUGAGCGGCUCGAGUUCUCCUGCAAGAAUGCAAGGAACUUUCGGUUAUUUUGCCCCCGAAUACGCCAUUGUUGGACGAGCUUCUUUAAAAUCCGAUGUUUUUAGUUUCGGUGUUGUUCUUCUUGAAUUGAUCACAGGUCGAACACCCAUUUAUAAGGCACCGAAUAAAGCCGAAGAAAGUCUCGUAAUAUGGGCGACGCCUCGUUUGAAAGAUAGUAAACGGGUGAUUCUUGAAUUGCCCGAUCCAAGAAUGAAAGGGAGUUUCGAAGAAGAAGAGAUGCAAGUAAUGGCAUACUUAGCAAAGGAGUGCCUUUUGUUGGAUCCCGAUUCUCGACCGAACAUGACCGAUGUUGUACAAAUUCUUUCGACUAUUGCACCGCGUAAAUCUAAAAGGAAGCAUUUGCCAUUGCGUUCGUAUCAGUGUUCAUCGGGUGGUGGAAUGAGAAGCGAUAAUCCAGAGCCGUCGGAUGAGGAAAUUUACAACACAUCAUCAUCGUCGACGGAGGAGAUCAAGCAAAUUACGUCCGAAAUGCCAGCUCGAGGCUCUUUGCAAAGGAAUUCUGUGAGCAGCAAUAAUAAUAAUUUAUGCACUGCGAAAAAUGAGGGAGAUGAUUUGUCGUCCGCGGAAAUGGAGAAACUGAUGCUCCUGAGCUCGAAAACACGAAGCUGGCGAUUACGAGACGAUGACGUGGCGGUGGAUUUAACCGAACCACGGUUCGAGUCUUUUUGUCUGCCGAACGUUGAUUCACAUAUAGUUGAAAUUACAUGAGAAUUGUAUUGAAAAUGAUUUGUCGAGAUGGUUAUAAUUUAUAAACUUGUUUAUUUGAAAUUGCACUUC